This is a messenger RNA of Trypanosoma grayi, 546 nucleotides long. RefSeq lists its product as hypothetical. The record is from RefSeq and is a predicted model, not a curated record. Lineage: Eukaryota; Euglenozoa; Kinetoplastea; Trypanosomatida; Trypanosomatidae. Bases 1 to 546 code for a protein of 181 amino acids. The transcript has a single exon.
AUGCCGCCUCUAAGUUCGAGUGGCAGUAUCGCCAUACGUUCCUGUUUCGGCAACUGGAGCCUCAUCGCACUGCACAACGAUGGUGAUGAGGCAUUGUUGGUGCGAGAUGAGCAGCGGGUCGUCAGGGUAAUCCUCUGUUCCCGCUCUACUGGGCCUCCCUAUUUGCUGAUGCCGGCGUGGCACCCGUGGGACUUUUGUGUGCGGGUAAACAGUGCACUGUAUGAUGCAGGACCACUCGAGCUGGAGAUUGGGGAUGAGAUCCAGUUGACUGCUCCAGGUGCAUGGGCCGAUGAGGCUGGUUUUGGAUUUCGCGUGGAGUCCGCGGAGGGAGCAGUGUCGGCGUUUGGUGUGGGAGCACAGCCCCCCUCGUCGAGGGUUGGCGGGGAGACGGAAUUGGCGUUACGGCGGGCUUCCUGUUGCGAUUCAGAGCACGAAAGCGCGUGGCGCGCAUUCGUGAGGCAUCGUUCAGAGAUGGUGGAGGAGGUGCUCUCCUCCUGGCUGAGCUUGACGCCACCUUCUGCAUGUAUAUAUGUGUCAACGCCAUAG